Chiloscyllium plagiosum (whitespotted bambooshark) is the source of this 6676-nucleotide messenger RNA. It is a transcript of the gene sh3pxd2b, whose product is annotated as SH3 and PX domains 2B. Gene Ontology annotation, molecular function: superoxide-generating NADPH oxidase activator activity; phosphatidylinositol binding; protein binding. Gene Ontology annotation, cellular component: cytoplasm. Gene Ontology annotation, biological process: superoxide anion generation. NCBI's taxonomy places the organism in Eukaryota, Metazoa, Chordata, Chondrichthyes, Orectolobiformes, Hemiscylliidae. The record is from RefSeq and is a predicted model, not a curated record.
GCCGCAGUUGGCAGCUUCGCAGUGGAACGGAUUCCUUUAAUGGAAUGGGCUGGACUAGUGACGUGAAUUUGGGCGGAUUCUCCCCCUGUUUCUCUUUCGUCUGCUACUCUGGGAAAGCUUAUAGUCGGACUGAGUGAAAACAAAACCGUGAGUCUGAUGGUACUGCAGAAUUAAGAGUGCAGGAGGACUAGGGAGCAGUCAGUGAGGUCGGCGGAUGAGGAAUCGCCGAAGUACGGUAGAGAUUGCAGGCGGCUGUGGAGCUGGCUUUUGUGUGGCCGGAUCAUGCCUCGAUCAUCUAUUGUAGACGUGAAGGUGCAGGACGUGCAGAAAAGACGGAUCCCGAAUAAACAUUAUGUUUACAUUAUUCAAGUCACAUGGUCCAAUGGUUCCACAGAGGUUAUCUACAGGCGAUACAGCAGAUUCUUCAAUCUUCAGAUGCAGUUGUUGGAUACCUUCCCAGUGGAAGGAGGCCAGAAGGACCCGAAGCAGCGCUAUAUUCCUUUCCUGCCAGGUAAAAUUCUCUUCAGACGAAGUCACAUCAGGGAUGUAGCAGUCAAGAGGCUGAAACCAAUUGAUGAAUACUGCAGGGCUCUCAUCCGACUACCGGCUCAUAUCUCACAGUGUGACGAAGUUCUCCAAUUCUUUGAAACAAGACCAGAGGACUUAAACCCACCUAAAGAGGAACCAAUUGGAAAGAAGAAAUCUGGGCUUGCAAUAAUCCAGAGAACGGCUUCGUUUCUAAAGAGAGGUGGAGAUGGGACAUCUGCUGACCAGUUUUUCCUGGAUCAGUAUGUGGCAGUAACCAAUUAUGACAAACAGGAAAGUACAGAGAUCAGCUUGCAUCAAGGACAAGUAGUAGAAGUUAUUGAGAAAAAUGAAUCUGGCUGGUGGUUUGUGAGCACAGCUGAUGAGCAGGGUUGGGUCCCUGCCACGUGUCUGGAGGCUCAGGAUGAAGCUCAAGAUGACCUUUCAAUUGUUAGUGCCAAGCCAGGGGAAGAGGAGAAUUUUGUUGUCAUUUAUCCCUACUCAGCAAGAGAUAGUGAUGAGAUUGACUUGGAGAGAGGUGCUGUAGUGGAGGUGAUACAGAAAAACCUGGAAGGCUGGUGGAAAAUCAGAUAUAAAAAUCAGGAGGGCUGGGCCCCUGCCUCAUACCUGAAAAAAGCUACCAGUGAUAUCUCAGGUCAGAAAAUUACUUCAGGGCAAUCUAUCCAUUCAAGUGCGAUGGACCUUGAUGGGAUUGGAAAACAGCCAGCCUCUGUGAAAGAGAUCAGAGAGAAGGGAUUGUUGUUUGACCAAAAAGAUGAAAGAAAUGAGAUCCGCGGGGCAGCAGGUGCUGAUGUGAAAGGCAAGUUACCAAAUGCAAGACAAAGGCCCCCCCCACGAAGAGAUCUUACUGUGCCACGUGGAUUGAACCUCCCCAAACCACCAACUCCUCCUGAAGUAGAAGAAGAGUUUUACACGAUAGCUGCUUUCCAGACAACCAUUCCUGAUGGCAUCAGUUUUCAGGCAGGACAAAAGGUUGAGGUAAUAGAAAAGAAUUUAAGUGGUUGGUGGUACAUUCAGAUAGAUGAUGAGGAAGGAUGGGCUCCAGCCUCUUUCAUUGACAAGUACAAAAAAUCAAGUAAUGCUUCAAGGUCAAAUUUCCUUCCGCCAUUAGCACAAGAAUUGGCAAAACUUAAACUGGAUGGAACUACGGGAAGUAGUAGUAAUGGAGAUAGUGCCUUUAUUGCUAGACCUCUUCCCAAAGAACCGGAACCAAAUGAUGCUGACUAUGACACCAUAGUUCAACACAAACUAAAAGAGCGGCGAGGAAGGGAUACAAGUAAAAGCCCAUCUUCUGACAAUAAAUUCAAUUCUCAGAUAAAUGUAGAAUCUCAAUCCAAGUCAUGUUCUCCUUCAAAUGUUAUUAAUAAUGACACUUCCAGAUUUAAUAAAGAGAAGCCUGUUCUUCCAUUAAAGAAAGAACAGAUUAACAGUAAGUUUGAGGGGGAAGUGGUAGAUAAGCAUUCAAAAGGACUUCCACCCAAGCCAAGUGUACCAGGAGGUAUUUUACCCCUGCUGCCACCAAAAAUGUCAUCUAAAGGAGACAAGAAAGUGACUGCUGAAGCAAGUAAACUUUCACAUUCGAAAGGACUUGAAUCUGGGCCCAAGAUGCUAGCAGGUGAAAUUGCAAGGUCUAAUCUAAAGCCUGUAGGGAGACAAGCAAAGUCAAAGCCUGAUACAGAAGAAAAGUCAGUGGACUCUCCCCCAAAUCAGCCACUAAAGCCAAGACCUCUUUUGAGGCCUAAGCCACUUCCUGCCUUGAAAGGAGAAAGUCAAUCCGAAUCUGAAGUUGACAUCUCCAACCUAAGAAGUAAGUUGAGAAGAGCAAAGUUGCCAGACAAAAUGGUGGAGCAGGACUCCUCCCAAAAUGUUACUGGCAAUCAAAACUACUCAAAUAAUCAAACCUCUCUAGAUUUCUGUAGCAGCUCUCCUGGAAAUGUAGAAAAUGUGCCUCAAUUGAAACAAGAUUUAGGAAUUAGCUCUAAGAUAAGUGAUGUGAAAGUUAUGCAGAGAGAACAAAAUGGUCUUGAAAGUGAACAGAAUGAUAGGGAUGAUCCAAGUAUCACUGAAGAGAAAGCAGCAAAGAGUUUAAAGCCAAGUGAGAAGAAAGGGGAUGACCCUCAACCAAAAGGCCCAACUGCAGCAAACAAAGAAGGUCCUCCCCGACCUGUUGUGCCACCAAGAAGACCCCCACUGCCAAAGAAAACCUCCGUAGAAUCUGCAGACGUGAAAGGCCAUCCAAAAGAUACAGCUGAGAACAAGCCCACGUGGGGACAAAAUAAACCCUUCAUUCCUCCACCAAGAUUUAAAUCAAGUUCAUCUCAUGAACAAAGCAAAGAUGAUAUUAAGGCAAGAGGAGCUUCAAAGGAGUUCCUCCCAACAAAAGGAUCUGUUCCAUUCAAAGUUCAUGAACACAGAAAAGAACCAAUCUUUCCUUCAAAGCUAACGGACAGACAGGCAGAACUAUUGGAAACGGGAAAAGAGAAGAAUAAUGCUGCAUCAAUCAACAUAAACCUGUCCAAAGAUGAAGAAUCUUCAAAAGAAUGUCUUUAUGUAGCUCUUGCAGAUUUUGCAGGAGAUGAGGAAACCGCUGGAUUUAAGGAAGGAACUGUAUUUGAAGUAUUUGAAAAAAAUGCCAAUGGAUGGUGGUAUUGUAAAAUCCUGAAUAGUGAACCAACAUGGGAGGGCUGGGCCCCUUCUAAUUAUCUAAUCAAAAAAUAAGUAUCAUAGUAUAGUUUUUUUUUUACACUGCAAGAUGCUUUUUUCAUAAUUAAUAUUUAAUUAGCUCAUUAAUUUAUAGGUUUACGCUUUCUAAAAGCAAUUUAAUACAUUCCUUGUGUAGUUUUAACCUAAGUUGGAACAACAUAAAGUGCAUGGUCAGAAAAUAGACGAUUUCAGUAAUUAUUACAUAUUUUACACUUCUGUUUACUCCAUUUAGUCCCUAAUGAUCUGCCAGUCAUCAACCAAGAUUAAAUAAAUGCUCUUGUUGUUUUGAGCACAUGAUAGUGUUUAAGGUACUGAACUAGCAGCUGAGAUUCCACCAUGGCACCCUGUAAAGACUGUUUUUAAAAAAACACAACCAGUUUACUAGCAUCACCCAAUAAGAAAAAAAAUGAAAGCUCUCAGUCUGCGAUUCUUACUUAUCCAUAUAUCAAAAAUGAGCUUUUCUAAUUGACAAGAAAAUUAGAGCUUAUUGCUUUUUUGCCAAUUAAAGUUGCUGUUGAAUACAUAAACAAAUUAUUGGGAUUUGGAAAUUCCAACAGUGUAAUGGUUCAUACCAGUUGCAGGUAUCAUGUAAUGUAAAUCUGGUACGAGUAAAUAUUGCCCACAAAACUGUUGUUCCUUCUUAAAGAAUUACUCUGCAUCAAUUGUUUAUAUUAUUUUUCUUUUAUAUUGUAGAAUUCUGCAUAAGUAGAUAACAUAGAAACUUUAAUAUACAGCUCUGUCAAAAGGGACACAAUAGUUUAGCGGAUAUAAUGCACGUAAAGAUUAAGAAAAUCAGUUAUACACGCAAGUAGCAUAUGGAGUCUGCUGAUGAAUUUCCAUGCAAUGACAGAGCACAUAGAUUUCUAUAAUCAAUACAUAUUGUGAACCUAACUAUAUGCAGUUAUGUCAUUGGUAUACUUCAGAUACCUCUGAGACAAGAGACUUAUGAGAGAUAAGUGGGUGGAUAAUACUUCAGACCAGUUGGUAAUAUUCUUUAAUGAUAAAGAGAGUUUGUUAAUAGGUUAUAUUGAAACAAGUUCACUAUUAACAAAGAAAAAGUGUACUGAGAACAAUGAUGAACAGAAUUUAAAUUGAGUAAUGCUCCUUUAUUCAUCCUUGUUCUUCAAAUUAUUUGUUUGGUUAAUCUCCCAUGAAUGUAAACUACAUGGGGUCUUUAAAAGAUGAUAACUAAAACAUAUUAGUUAUAAUGUAGUGUAGACUUCAUCAAACAUUUAUUAGGAAUGAUUGCUUUAAGAGGGCUUGACUGGUAUCAAGCAUAAACUUUGACGCAAGAGACUUGAAAUGUGAAACAUGCUUUUAAAAUUGUUAACAUAAUUUCUCUUAAUAAAAUUGAAAUGCAUUUGAAAGUAGCAAAAAGUAAAAUACCUCACGUUUAAACCAGGGAACAUUAAUAUUCUCCUGUCGUGCAAAACCAAGUAAAAAAUGCUUAAACAAAUGCAAUGCGAAAGUAAUUGCUUCAAUUUGGUUAUGAUAACAAAAGUAUUUUAAAAUUACAUAUACAAUAUUCAAGCAGCAUUUGAGAUUACACUGGUCCCACACCCAUUCCUUAGCUUUUCUCUCGCCUUAUAGUGGCAAUCAUCUGAAGCAUUCAAAAAGAUUGCCACUUAGCAUUGUAGAAUAAAUUUUUAUUUCAAAUGCUUGACCAACAGUUGUGACAAUAUUUUAUCUAUGCACUUCACAAGUACACUGGUUUGAUGCUGUCAACAUAACAGACAAUAUUGCCAAAUGCUACUGGAAUGGAAGCUUGACCAGGGAAAUUUCUAAAUCUGGUUUUGAGAGUUUGCAAAAGAUAAAGAAGACAAUAAUCAAAUAAUACAUUUUGAUAUCUAAAAACUGACAUUAAGUGCCAAAACAUUUGUGAGUAAUAAAUUUAUAUUAUAUUGUUAAAAUUCCAUCUUGCAUUGAGUACUUAACACAAUUUUCUGCAAUAUACUAAAGCAAAAGAAAAGUCCACUCAUUAUUCAUAUUCCAACUAAGAUUUGGCCUGUAAUACAUUAAAUAAUGUGAGAUCUUGCAAAUUUCUCUCCAUAAUCUUUCAGGUCUUUUUUAAUUGCAUUGUGUAACUGGUUUUGGAGCAAAAAGAAUUGUUAAUAUCAUUUACCUUGGCGAAAGGUAUUAGGUAAUUUCCCAAAAUUUUCUCUCGCUCAAUACAAAUCUGAGCGACUAAUGAAAUUCAGCGUAGAAAGGUUUUGAUGUGGAAUUAAUGGUUAUUCUAUCAAAAUGUUCAGCCCAUUAAAGAGAAAAAAUAAAAUUGAAGUUUUACCGUUGCCGUACAACGUUAGUAUUUCAUAAUAUGCUUACAAAAUUUUGUUACGUUACCUUUCCUCAGUAAUAUAGAUGACUACUCCUCUGCACAUAGAUUACUAAAGCCAAUCAUUAAUUUGAAUUGAGUAAUGCUUCUCUUUGAAUUCUUGUUACACAGAUGAUACUUAAAAGUGAAAGGAAAUUCUUGAGUCAAAUGUUGUAAAUGGUAGGAGCUUGCUCCCAGCUUGAUCACUUAGUAGUUAGACAUAUAUAUUUACAGUUACCCUAUGUGCAGUGUUUCACUUUUGGAAGUUUAGGGCACUUCACGAUGAACAUAACUUCCCAUUAGAUAUGGUAAGUCACUGAUGCAUUGCACGGUGCUAGAUAUAAGGGCUAACCAAAAGAAAGGGGGGAGAAAUGUGAAUAAGGAAGGAAUUAAAAUCUUUAGGCAAUGAUCUUGCAGAAUACUCCACUCUUUCGAAUUAUUUUUCAAGCAGUUUAAAAUCAACAUUCUGCGAGGAUCAGAAUGAAUGGUUGAUAGUGUGAAGCCCAGAGGGUGUUUUCCAGUAUUUAAGAUACAAUGUAAAAGCAAAUUGGGAAGGCAGGAAUGAAAGUUGGUAAUGGUGUUGAGAGUGGUUAUGAAGUUUAAAUUUGGGCUCUGUCAGAGAUUUGCAUUACACCUAACCUAGAUCAUGCAUGAAGAACUUCAUGGCACAGAGCACACAGUGGUAAUCUUCCAUUUUGUAACACUGACACACUUCAUCCUGAUAAGUAUGUUUACACAAAUAAGAAAUAAUGAUAAAACAGGGUUUUAUGUUUUAACAUGAAUUACCUCUUAAAGUCCACUGAACAACGGUGACAUCCUGACCAUUGAGUAAAUAGCAAUGGAUUAUGCUGAUCUUUGAAGUUGACAGGAAACAUCUUACAUGGGAAAUACAACAAUGUAAUUCCUGAUUUAAGUAUGAAGGGAUUUUGGCCUUGAUGUCACAUGUGGCCUAUGUUCAGUUGUCUGUAAUUUAGCCAUCAUUACUGUAGAAAACAUUACUAAUGAUAAACUGUCAAUUUGAAUUUUGGAGAAGCACUCUCUCAAACUGCAAUGUUUUUUUGUUACAAGGGUUUAUUUUGUUGAACUUUAAUAAACAUUUGCAGCUUUUGUUUUAAA